UUAAGGUAAGCACUACAUUACCCAUGAUCCUCUGUGUGACGUUUACGUUCAGAAGUCAUUGAGGAAGUGCAGAAGCAAAAUACUGGUUCCUUCAGUUCAGUCCACUUUACCGGUGAAUUAACUGAGUGAAUGUUUGAGCUGCAGCUCUGAUAUUAACCCUUAACCCUGAGUAUGAGACUUCACGAACACUGGACCCGACUGAACUGACUGCAACAAGCAUGAGACUCUUCCACGAGGCUUUAGAGGCAUUAGAGAGGCAAGAUGAACAUGAUCACAUUCUUUCUAGUUGGGCUUCUAGUCCACGUGGUGUUCUUCAUCUCUAUCUUUGACAUCUACUUCACCUCUCCCUUGGUUCAUGGGAUGACACCCCAGCAUGUCUCUCUGCCUCCUCCUGCCAAGCGCCUUGUGCUGUUUGUGGCAGACGGCCUGAGAGCUGAUAGCCUGUUUAAGCCAGACAUUAAUGGAACCACCAGAGCACCUUAUAUAAGAAAUAUUAUUCAGAACAGAGGGACCUGGGGGGUGUCACAUACACGAGUACCUACAGAGUCCCGCCCAGGACAUGUGGCUCUAAUAGCAGGCUUUUAUGAGGAUGUUAGUGCUGUGGCUAAAGGCUGGAAAGAGAAUCCAGUGGAGUUUGACUCUGUGUUUAAUGAAAGCAGGCACACCUGGUGUUGGGGAAGUCCUGAUAUUCUGCCCAUGUUUGCAAAAGGAGCUACUGGAGACCAUGUGCAUACCUAUACCUAUCCAGCUACAAUGGAGGACUUUGCGUCCACCGAUGCCUCAAAACUGGACACCUGGGUCUUUGAUGAAGUAAAGGUCUUCCUCAACUCUGCCAAACAGAAUGAAACACUGCUGUCUAAAUUACAUGAAGAACAGAAUGUGUUUUUCCUUCAUCUUCUGGGAAUAGACACCAACGGACAUGCUCAUCGGCCCAUGUCCACGGAAUAUCUAGAUAACAUUGGCCUGGUUGAUGCAGGCGUGGCUGAGAUGGUCUCUGUGUUUGAGGAGUUCUUUGGUAAUGAUGGAAAGACAGCAUAUGUUUUCACAGCAGAUCAUGGCAUGACAAACUGGGGGUCUCAUGGAGCCAGCCAUCCCUCAGAGACCCUCACUCCUCUGGUGGCUUGGGGUGCAGGGGUUCAGACAGCACAGAAAGCAACUUCUACUUCACAAAACUAUGAUGAUGACUUUUUGAAAGAAUGGGGCCUGGAAACAUACAGAAGAGUUGAUGUAAACCAGGCUGAUAUUGCUGCGCUAAUGUCGUCUCUCAUUGGAGUACCCAUUCCACUCAACUCUGUGGGUGUUCUGCCAUUACAAUACCUCAAUAACAGCCAGCACUUCAAAGCUGAGAACAUGUAUGCAAAUGCUAUUCAAAUCUUGGAGCAAUUCAAGGUGAAAAUGGAACAGAAAAAAGAGACCACCUUAUCAUUUCUCUUUACACCAUACCAAAUUCUGACAGACUCUAAGCAGAUGGAUUUUAUGCGUCAUGCAAGGGAACUGAUCCAGAAAGGACAGUUUAAAGAUGCUAUUAAUCUUUGUGACCUUCUAAUAAGCCAGGCCAUGGAGGGCUUAUCCUACUAUCACACCUAUGAUCGUUUUUUCCUAGGCUCCAGCGUGGUUCUGGGGUUUGUUGGGUGGACGUCAUACGUGGUGUUGGUCAUUUUAAAAACCCAUGCCAGUCUCCGCAAGCCACCUAUCAGCAGAGAUAAGAUGCCCGGGAGAAGUGUGGGGAAAGUGUUUUUGUGCAUUGGUCUGCUGGUUACACUCUUCCUGUUGCUUCAGGCCAGUCCCUUCACCUACUACAUUUACUGCCUUCUCCCUGUGCCAGUGUGGUACUCUGUCAUUAAAGAAUUUGGUACCUUUGUUGAUCUUAUAAGAUCCAUCCCUUCUCUACCAUUAAGUAAAUGCUGUGGAUAUUUUGUCCUGGUUACGUUUGGCAUAGAGCUGCUGGUUGUGAGCUUUUUCCAUCGGGCUAUGCUGACCCUGGGCCUGAUCACUCUAACACUGUGGCCGUUUGUGUCAGGACUUCAUAGAAGAGCAAAGUCCAGGUCAGUGAGCUGGGUGUUGAGCUGUCUGUGUCUUGCUGCGUUUCCUCUGUUGCCUGUUGUUGGACGAGAGCCCAACACUAACUACGUGUUGUGUGCUGGAGCUUUAACUCUUUUCAACUCCUUCUCCUACCUCUGGUCAUCACAUGGGCAUGUUGGCCUGCACAAGAGAGAUCGCCGGCUGUUCAUUGGCCAGAUGAUCCAGGUGGCGCUGUGUGCUUAUGUGUUGGCCAGCACCCACUCCAGCCUUCAGCUAAAGCAAGGCCUGCCACUGUUCAAUCAGCUCAUCAGCUGGAGCACUCUGGUUUCAUCAUUUUUUGUGCCACUGCUGACGUCUACACGGUUGUUCCAUCGGCUGCUGAGUAUCCUCUUGUCCCUCAUUUGUGUCUACCUUCUCCUCAGCACUGGGUACGAGGCCCUCUUUCCUCCAGCGUUGUCCUGGUUGAUGUUUGUGUGGAUUAAUAUGGAGCAGGAUGCCAUGGACACACAGGGAGCGUCCAGCACGACGGAGCUCCACAGGAUUGAUUUUGCUGAGACUAUUGACUUAACUAAAAUCAGGCAGUUGAAGCUGGAUGAUAUACGGAGAUCGUACUUCUUUGUCUUUUUCAUCAUUAUAGCAUUCUUUGGCACAGGAAAUAUUGCCUCCAUCAACAGUUUUGACCCAGCUUCCGUCUACUGCUUCCUAACCGUCUUUAACCCUUUCAUCAUGGGUGGCUUAUUAAUGUGGAAGGUUCUGAUUCCCUUCAUAAUUGUGAUGUGCACAUUUGAAACUGUCCAAGUGUCAACAAGGCUUUCAUCAAGAAGUCUUUUCCUCAUUGUGCUGGUCAUCUCUGACUUGAUGGCACUGCACUUCUUUUUCUUGGUAAAAGACCAUGGCAGCUGGCUGGACAUUGGUACGAGCAUCAGUCACUACGUCAUUGUCAUGUCUAUGACCAUCUUCUUGAUGCUCCUGAGUGUUAUGACGCACAUACUGACAUCCAAGAGGAUCCUGAUUGGACGUAGAUUAAAGAUGCACUUUAAGUGAGGACCUGCAGUUGGGCAUUUUGAGAAACAUAGUCACAUAAAUUAUAUCUAACAUUAUAAACAGGAACGAAGCACACUGAGUAUCCUGUUAAAAGCCUGGUGUGUGAGCAUGUGUGCAGGAUGCUUUUCUUGAUUUUUUACACUGUUGGAACUGUUUUAGUCAUGGUUAUAUAAAUAAGCUAUAAGAAGCAGCUGUGAAAUCCCCGUGCAUCAAUUUAAGAAUACACAUCAGACAGGGUGCAGUACCGUGACCCAUUACCCACCAUGCGGUAUGAUAUAUGUAAAUCGCUGCAGACACACAAAUCAAUAUCUAUUUUCCAAAUGUGCACACUGUGGGUUCUGUAGUUAUAGAUUUUAAAUUAUGUUUACAGUAUUGAGAUAAACUGGAUGUUUGAUAAACUUUUAAUACUGUUA
Astyanax mexicanus (Mexican tetra) is the source of this 3479-nucleotide messenger RNA. It is a transcript of the gene pign, whose product is annotated as phosphatidylinositol glycan anchor biosynthesis, class N. The transcript is spliced from 29 exons. The record is from RefSeq and is a predicted model, not a curated record. Gene Ontology annotation, biological process: GPI anchor biosynthetic process. Lineage: Eukaryota; Metazoa; Chordata; Actinopteri; Characiformes; Acestrorhamphidae. Gene Ontology annotation, molecular function: mannose-ethanolamine phosphotransferase activity. Gene Ontology annotation, cellular component: endoplasmic reticulum membrane. Bases 262 to 3066 code for a protein of 934 amino acids.